Gaeumannomyces tritici R3-111a-1 is the source of this 918-nucleotide messenger RNA. RefSeq lists its product as hypothetical. The record is from RefSeq and is a predicted model, not a curated record. The transcript has a single exon. The coding region runs from base 37 to 750 and encodes 237 amino acids. Lineage: Eukaryota; Fungi; Ascomycota; Sordariomycetes; Magnaporthales; Magnaporthaceae.
CUCAGCCCGAGAAGCCAAACGGCCACCACCCCCAACAUGCGCGGCACCGCCCUCUCGCUCGCCCUGUUCGGCCUCGCCCUCGCGGCACCGACGACAGAGCAGCCGAUCGAGUCGCGGCAAAAGGGCGGCAUCAUCAAGAUCGGCGAGCCGGGCUCGGGCGGCAUGAAGCCGUCGCAGCCGGGCGACGACUGCAACAAGCAGAUCUGGGACCAGACGGGCUACUGCGUCAUCCUGGGCCCCGUCAUCACGCCGUCGGCGACCACCAAGUCCCGACGCGACGACAUCAACCUCGGCGGCGACAAGAACGCCGACCUCAAGGCGGCCAUCAAGCAGGCGCAGCUGGAGCUGCAGGCGCUGCAGGCCAAGAAGAACCCGACGCGCGCCGACAAGAAGCGCAUCGAGGCGCUGCAGUACUUUAUCGAGAAGACGUCGGGCGUCAUCAAGAUUGUCCCGCCGUCGGGCGGCGGCUCGACGGUGCUGCUGCCGGGGAGGAUGGCGAUCAAGAGGGACGGCGGCGGCAAGUCGGGCAGCAGCCCCUGCCUGAUCGACCUGGAAAAGUACGCCAAGGAGCUGCAGGAGUUCCUGCUGUCGUUCCCGCCCUGGGAGCGCGCCCGCAUCUGGGCCCAGCUCAUCCAGGGCGUCUGCGGCAUCCAGACGGGGCCCAUCCUCCCGGACCCGACCACCCCGGGCGGGCCCAUCAAGCCGGACCCCGUGACGUCGGGCGCGCCGCUGAAGCCGGGCAAGGUGUGAGGGAGAUGGGGAGAUGGGGAGAUGGGAUGGGGGGGAGCUGAGAGGUGUGAUGACGGUGUUGAUGAUGGUGACAAGGGCUCGGGCAGACAGGGAGCAACGUGGAUGGAGCCCACAUAUGUGAACCACUACAUUUCCUUUCUUUUUCCUAUAGCGAUUUACCCAAAAGGC